Messenger RNA from Onychostruthus taczanowskii (white-rumped snowfinch), 1758 nucleotides. It is a transcript of the gene NPL, whose product is annotated as N-acetylneuraminate pyruvate lyase. Bases 114 to 1139 code for a protein of 341 amino acids. The transcript has 11 exons. Gene Ontology annotation, biological process: N-acetylneuraminate catabolic process. Gene Ontology annotation, molecular function: N-acetylneuraminate lyase activity; 4-hydroxy-tetrahydrodipicolinate synthase activity. The record is from RefSeq and is a predicted model, not a curated record. Lineage: Eukaryota; Metazoa; Chordata; Aves; Passeriformes; Passeridae.
AGAGCCCCCGCCGCCCGCUGCCCGGGAAUGGCUCGGGCCGCUCUCAGAACCGCCCUCCUGCCCGGCGGGCCCGGCUGCACGGCCCAAGGGGCUUGGACCCUUCCACAGAAGAUAUGCUAAUCCCGUUUAUACCUUUUUUAACAAACAGCUCGAUGGCACCCCGAAAGAAGUUAAAGGGUCUCGUAGCUGCUACCAUCACUCCAAUGACUCCGGAUGGAAAAAUAAACCUCCCGGUGAUUCGUCAGUACGUGGAUUACCUGGUAAACGAGCAGAAUGUGAAGAACGUUUUUGUGAAUGGCACAACAGGAGAAGGCCUAUCCCUUAGCAUCCAGGAGAGGAAGCAGUUGGCAGAAGAAUGGAUGUGCCAGGGAAAGGACAAAUUGGACCACGUGAUCAUUCAUGUGGGAGCACUGAAUCUGCCAGAGGGCCAAGAGCUGGCAAGACAUGCAGCAGCCAUAGGUGCUGAUGGCAUUGCUGUCAUAGCCCCCUUCUUCUUCAAACCCACAAACAAAGAUGAGCUGGUUGCUUUCUUACAGAAGGUUGCAUCUGAAGCCCCUGAGGUGCCAUUUUAUUACUAUCACAUUCCUCCUCUGACGGGUGUGAAGAGCAGGGAACUGUCCCAGAACAGACCUGUGUUCCCUCAUAUGAGAUUGCUGUUCUGGACAGUUCGUGUGGAAGAGUUGCUGGAUGGGAUAAAAGCACAGAUCCCCACCUUCCAGGGUGUGAAGUUCAGUGACACGGACCUCUUGGACCUGGCACAGUGCAUCCACAAGAAUGGAACAGGGGAGUUUGAAUUUCUUUAUGGGGUGGAUGAGCAACUGUUGGGUGCACUGGCAUUAGGGGCAAAUGGAGCAGUUGGAAGUACAUACAACUAUUUGGGCCGACAAACCAAUCUGAUGUUGCAAGCCUUUGCAAAGCCAGACUUUGCCUUGGCACAGCAGUAUCAGUUUCUCACUGGGGAAUUUCUCAACUUUGUCAUCAAACUGGGUUUUGGUGUUGCACAGACUAAAGCUGUAAUGACUUCUGUUUCUGGCAUUCCCAUGGGACCUCCACGGCUUCCGCUUGUUGCUGCCUCCGGUGAGUUCAUCGCGAAGGCCAAAGCCAAGCUGGACAGCAUUGUGUGGCCUAAUGGUGACUGAUCAUGGAGUCAUGGAAUCGUUACAUUGAGAAAGACCUCUAGGAUCAUCAGAUCCAACCACUAACCUGACACUCCUGAGUCCACCACUAAGCCACAUCCUCAAGUGCCACGUGUAUGAUGCUCACUUCAUGUCGAUCUGGAAGUUGCUUUUCUGGAAUUCUCUGCCAUGUAACACAUCCCCCACAUGAAGGGCAGGAUUUCUUUCAGGGAACUGGCAAUGUGCCCAAGCCCCUUCCUGUCAGGGCUGGCUUUGCUGGGACACAUGUGCCUGACAUUUUACACUGCUCCCCUGGAGCUCUGCACAUUCCAGGACUAACUGGGAUUGUUUAAUAAAAAAAUAGCAAAUUUUUCCCUGUUGGAGGAGAAGGCUGAUGACUUUUGCCUAGAAAGGAGGAAGAUCUGUCUCUACUCACUCUCAGCUGGAUGGUGUUUUGUCCUCUCCAUGAGGACACUACAUUGUGGAUUUAAACAACAGUAUGACACCAUCAGGUUGCUCAGGCUGGUAUCUGUUCAUCAGAGUCACUGGGAUAUUGUCUGUGCAUGUAAAAUCCUGCUUCUGUCUGAUCUCUGUGUUUCUACACCUUAAUGCAAAAUUAAAAAAAGAAGUAUCUUUUGUGACA